AUGGCGGAGUCGGGAGGGGAGCCACGGAAGCCGGAAGCACCGCCCCUUGGAUUCCCUCCGCCGGUCAUUGACUCCAAGCCGUUGUGGUUCACGCCGAAGAGGUACGCUGCCAUUUCCUUCUCACUCAAAGUUUCUAUUUGCGCGUUUUUUGAUCCCCAAAGGUUGCUUCGAGCUAGGAUUUUCUAGCUGAAGCAGAGGGUUUCCUGCGUGUCUUCUGUCUUUGUCUUCUCUCUGUUUUUCUUGUCAUAUUCUUGGUGCUGCAUUGCGCAGCCAAUUUUCUGUGGAAGGAGUCUGCUAGACGGCCACCCCUCUCCUCUGCUGUAGUUUUCCUAUGGUAGAUCUCUUUCCUCGUCUCAUAAGGUGAGUAUCACGCCAAUGGUGGUUCUUCAUCGGGGAUUUUCUCAAUUAUUGGAACAGAUGUCUAUAGUCAACUGUCGAGCUGAUAGUAAACUGCAAGAACAGCAGAGGAAAUGCGUCAGGGCUGUAAAGGUUUGGACCACAGAAAUGGUGUGCUUAUUCUAUUCGAUGCUGAUUGAGACAAAUGGUUGACCUGAAAUCAAGGUCGGGAGACUCAGACUUGGUCACUGACUCUUAACUCAGGAAGUCAGAUUGGAGGGCAUCACUCUAACUGACUUGUGCAAGUUGCAUGACGUGAACGAAUUGAAUCUGAUUCUCUCAGAGUUUAAGGCCAUUUUCUCUUGAUUCGGUCGGUAUUUUUCAAAAGUUGAGACAAACUUUGCCUAAAUUCGCUCAGUCCUGCUGAUCUUACGAGGAUUGACUUGUACUUGAUCACUCUGACCACCGUCAAGUUAUUGCGUGAAAAAUGUGUAGUUUUUCUUUAUGGCAAAUCGAUAGUGAGGACUACCACAAGGUACCCCUUCUGGAAUUCCAGAGCCCGAACGCGACUAGUCAAAGUCUUCUCUGUUUAUUGCAUUUCUAAAAUAUAUAUGGGAUAUUAUCAAUUUUGUGCAGUUUAUGGUUCCUGGGUUCAUUACCAAUCUUCAAGCGGUUAUGGAAAAAGAUCACUUCAUCUAUAUUAAGUUAUUUUUUAUUUUCUGCAGGUUACUUGUGAUCUUCUGUAUGAUAAAUCUGUUGAACUACGUUGACCGAGGUACAAUAGCAAGUAAUGGAGUGAAUGGGAGUUCUAGAACAUGUGCUAAGAAUGGCAUAUGCGAUUCGGGUAGUGGAAUACAGUAAGAUCCGAUCUUGUUAUUUCCUUUUAUGUUUAACUACUUUGUAAAUUUUCUUGUCUUUGAAGAUGCUAUUUCAAAGCAUUCUAAUUUCUUUAAAAAGUUUUCUACCAUGUGAUGUGAUGCUCUAUGGAUUAUUGCACCCAAAGGUUAUUCAAUAAAGACAAACCAUUUAACGAUACGAAUGGCAUGUAUUUAACUGAUAAGUAUCAUCUUCCGGGGACUGAAAUUUCAUUAGCUUUUAGGCACAUGGCCACUUUGUUUGUCAGACAUUCAUACAUUAUGCCAGGUUUUUAACUGAGUGCUAUGCAUUGGACUUUGUUAUUCUAGAAUGCAUGAAUUUGGCUAAAGAUAGUAGAGAGUUAUGUUGGUAUCAACAUUACUCAAGCAAUUAUUUUCUCUUUCUAGGAUUCCAGGCAGGUCCCCAAUCCUUUUACCGUUUUGGAGAGUGCCACAUUUUCAAAUAGAGCAUUAUCCUUAGCGUUAAGUUUAUCCACAUAAAAAUUUAGAACAUUUUAGCCAGGCAUUUCAUGUCCCUCCUUGGGUAUUUAGAGAGUAGUGUAACAAUUAUAUAGUCAUCCCAUGCAAUGAUAUUUUACUUUGCAGCUUAUGCAUUGGGCUGAAUGACUUCUUUGAUGGUCAACAAUAAAAGAAAUACAUUGUUAAAUAAAGUUUUUUGUUACGAAUUAAUGACAAAUGUCUUACAAAGUUCUUUGGAUUUUGUUUUACUUUAUCUGUCACUACACUUUAUGCCCAUUUGUUGGAAAAUGAUGAACUUUAAAUGUUAUUAGAAGCACUUUGUUAUUGUUUUGGUUUUUCAGUUUACGCCUUGAUAAUGAGUGCAGGGGAGAUUUUAAAUUGAACAAUUUCGAAGAUGGCGUUCUAUCAUCUGCAUUUAUGGUGGGACUUUUAGUCGCUUCCCCCAUUUUUGCAUCCUUAGCAAAGAGGUUAGUACCUUGCUGAAGCAGCAAAUAUCCAUUUUCUUGAGUUUAUCCGAAUAUGAUAAUCCAUGUUCCCUUGUAUCAUUAGAUUAUAAUGAUUCCAAUGAAUUCUUUUAUUUGUACCAUUAACCUUUUCAUUUCAACUUUGUUUCCUUAUGCAUUUGUGAUCAUAUUUUAAAAUAAUGGAAUCGAUUUUCCUUGAAUCAUUAUUGGGAAUAGUUGAAAGCGUGUGGAUGACUUUUUGGCUUCUUAAGUGGGAGAGUAUGUAGCAUAGAAGGCUUUGACAUUUGAUGAUCCUGUUUUGAGAAAGCAAGGUUUUAAUGUGGGCAAGAGUGCAGUUCCUCCAUAGGAUAUUGCUACUCUGGUUUUUUGGUACUAGAAUUCCAUUCCAUCCUUGCCGGUGGUUUAUUUUCUUUGUUGUUAUUUACCCAUCAAGAAUUCCACGCAUACACUAUCCUUAGUGAGUUCUCCAAUGUUCGAAAAUGAAAGAAAAAACUGAUGCAUGCUUAAUUGAAAUGAUACUAGUUCAACUACGAUUCGUCAAGGGUAUUGAUGCUAUCUGAUGCGAUCCUCCUAGGGAGGAUCGAAUCUGAGUGAAAACGAAGAGGAGAAACACUUGUAUUGAUUUCACAAAAACUUGUCAAUGACGAUGGAUAGAAUGUCGAACUGAAAGAUCUAUCAAGAUACAAGAAAGAAGAGGAAAAGAAGAGUAAUGGAUGGGGAAUGAGUACGAGAGGUUUCCCCUGCCUCUCCAGGUUCUGAUUCGUCUCCCCAUGACCCAACCCCUUGUGCUGUAUUUAUACCCCUCACACGUGCAUUGCACGUGAUUCUUUUUUACCCCUGCUAUAGGUCAGUGGUGGAGUCGUAUCACUAUCCUUUAGAACAAAUCUGUUGUUCUUUGAUGUUUUAGCAAUUACCUGGUUUGAGGAGUGUUAUGAUAACGGAAGGAACUUUCUUGUCUACUGAGACUGAGGGGAGGAGCAGCAGAAAGACUACCUCAAUUUUUCAUGGAUGUUUAUCUCCCAUCAUAUAGGGAGAGAAUCCUACGUCUCAUUUCCUAAUAUGGCCUCAGGCUGCAUUGUAAUAAACAUUCCAUCUAAUUCUUACAGACACAAGAUACCAAAAAGCCCUCAACCUUCUUAACUCUCACAUGGAGAAAUUGUAUGGACUAUAUUACCAUUUUCAAGGAUAUCACUCUAAAUCACAUAACAUGAAAAUAAUUUGUAACAAUGUGCUGUACUUGAUAAGAGGUUUACUGUACACUUUCCUGGAAAUAUGACAUGUUUCAGCAGUCUUCUUGGAAGUCGGAAAACUUCUUGUGCAUACCUUACAGCAGCUGCAGGGGUGAUAUCUAGAGAAGGGGACACCGGAUUAGGAUGAUUUGGCUGUAGAGUCAUACAGCAGCAUACAAGUCAAACAAAAAUAAUGUAUUCAAAAUUUGCUCAUCUUAAUCUGCUGUUCGAAAAAAAAUUCAAGAGCCAUUAAAAUAAACGAAUACAUUAUAUGGUUUUUUUGUUGAAAUAAACGACUGCAUGCGUUUUUUUAAGUGUUUGGAUCCAUUGUUGAUACAUGAACCAUAGCAAAUACCGUCCAGUUGAGCAUUACCAGGGAAAACAGAAAGCUACUUGACCCUAUCUUUACUUUGAGCUGUAAUUGAUGUUUGGUAACUUAACUUCACCAUUUCAUUUGCAGUCAUAAUCCAUUUAGGCUAAUUGGAGUCGGACUGUCAGUGUGGACACUGGCUACAGCUGGUUGUGGUUUUUCAUUUGAUUUUUGGUCCAUUACCAUUUGCCGUAUGUAAGUUCACCUUUUAUGCUGGGUUUUCACGUUUUUAAAUGUACAGGUAUUCAUCCACUUGCAGUCUCAAGUUUACCCUAACGAUUACUUGUGCUUAGGUUUGUUGGUGUUGGUGAAGCAUCAUUUAUAAGUCUAGCAGCUCCAUUUAUUGAUGAUAAUGCACCUGCUGCUCAGGUUUUUUUCUGCUUUUUUCCUUUGGUUUUUAUUCAUUUUUAUGUUUUUAUCACAAUUAAUCUGCCAUAAUGAAGCCUUUUUUUGUGUUUUUAAAUCCUGUUUGUAGUGUAAGAAAUUUGUAUUUCCUUCAACUCUUAUGCUUCUUUCUUAAGUAAAAAUUUCAAUAUAAACCAGGGUCAAAAAACAAAAUUCUAUAUAAUAUCCAUCAGGAAGUGCUCAGAGCAGCCAAGCAGCCAUUUGAUAUUGCUACUCCAUUAUCUUGGGUUCACAUUUAUGGAACUAAAAUGCCGUGAACAGAAUUUUGAAGAAUCUUUUUGCUAUAAUUACCAAAUAAAGUGAUGACUCUGGUGGGGUUUUGGCCUUUUGUAUUUAAAUAUAGGAGACGUGACAAAGUAUACUAUGAGUUUUUACUAGCAUGUCAAUCUUAUGAGCUAAACCUAGAUCGAAUUUUGGAAAUAGCCUGCAGACCAGGUCAGUUGGUAUCUGGUUUACGUAGAUCUGUUCUCAAGAAGGAAACAAUUUUUUUUUGAUGUUUAAUAUAUAAUUUAUCUGUGUUUAUAAAGCAUUGAGAGAACGUGGAAAUCGGAUCUGUUUCAGUUGGGCUAUUCCUUUUCACUUUGAACCUACCAUAAAAUAAGGCCUGCAGUUCUAACUAUUGAGGAAUCUGACAAGGGUUCUGGAGUCUUAUUGGCAAAUGAGCCCUUAUUUCAGCGUUGAAGAUAGAUCUGGGGAGUGAAAGCCCACUGGUUGAUAUCUUUACAGUAGAUAAUACUGCCAGCAAAAUACUUCUCUCUUGCCUCUCAUCUCUCCUGGGUUGUGGUAUGAGUCUGGGCAGUAGGGGAGGGUGUGUGGAACAAAUGACAAAAAAAUGACAAUUGGGGUUACGUCAGUCUGAAAGUAGCUGGAAAAAUAAAAUGUGCUUGGAAAGGUACGAGCACGGAUGUGCCAUAGAGUCAAGCUGGAAAAAUACUUUUUUUGAAUUGUCUUUUUCCGUCGGACACCAUAUGGUCAAGAUGUUUCUGUGAAGAAUAAUGGGAAAAAAUGUCGCGCCAUGAUCCUUUAUUUUCGAACUGCAAUUUCUUUAUCUCCAGUACUGUGCCUGAAAUUUCCAAAUGGGUAACUGCUAAUAUCAAUCUCGAGUAUUCUCCAUUAGAACAAGGCCUCACAGGAACAGCCUACUAUUGUGCCAUGUUUACCAACUUUAGGAUGACUAUCAUGUAGCGAGUCCUCAAUGAAUGAUGGAUACUAAAUAUGUUUUGAGUUGACAGGAUAUGAAUUUUCUAUUAAAUCAACUAAAUCAGGAUUUUUCUGAUUGGGACCAAAAAAGAACCUGUCUUUCCAGUAAUCCUCGUCAGUUCACUAAAAAUAAGGAGUUUACAUUUUGUUUCAUGUAGGGCCGAUUACUUGUCAGUUGUCCAAGACGCUAUUAAGAAAAGUUACCAUAUUUUGUCUUAAGUUCAAGCUAACAUGAGUGACUGCUAUUCUUUUUAUAAUAUGAUAUUCUUUCUUUUCAUAUUAACAGAAAACGGCAUGGCUUGCUAUGUUUUACAUGUGCAUACCUACUGGCAUUGCACUUGGUUAUGUUUAUGGAGGACUGGUAAGGUCUAUUCCCACCAUAUUUUUGUUUCGAUUUUUCCCAAAUUAUCAACUUUACAAAAGUUUAUGCAUAUAGAAAUUUGUGUACCAUUAGAGUAGAUCUUUGUUCUUGAUUAUUUAUCUCUGAUUUCUCAUUCCUUUAUUUUUUCUAUUUUCCCGGAGUUUCUCUGGUACCAUAUGUGGAAAUAAAUUCUGCUUCAUGGACGAUAUUUCUACAAGAAAAUUCUUAUGUUGAAAUGCUCCUUCUUUCCUGUGAGGAUUCAUGUACAUCAAACAAAGAUACAUUUGUACGCAUAAAGAUGAUAGGUUUUUUUCUAAGAAAGUAUGGUUUUUCUCAUUAUGUUUUAAAAAUAGUUUGCUCUAGAGAGUUAUGGACUUUAGUCGUUGCUUUCUCAAUUUCAGUGCUUUUUAACAUCCAUGUGAUUUCUUCUUAUUAUCAUGCCUCUAAAGCAGUUUUUUUUCAUUGACAAGGUAGAUUUGCCUUCUGUAAGCAUUCUUAGGUCAUGGAAGACUUGCUUUUCUGUCUGUCAGUGCUUAAAGUUCUCUGUUAAUGUCACCGUAUAUAUAUAAGUUCUCUACGUUGCAGCCUUUUUCUAGAGCUCAGCUCAGUUUGUCCCCUUUUUAGUAAUCUUGUUAGUUCUAUUGAAAUGCGCUCGCUCCCUUUGUUUAAAUCCAGGUUGGGAAUCACUUCAAUUGGCGUUAUGCAUUCUGGGGAGAAUCAAUUUCGAUGCUCCCAUUUGCUAUUUUAGGGUUUGUUAUAAAGCCAUUGCAGCUGAAAGGUAUAUUCUCUUUUUAGAUAAUUUUCUUUGCUUUUCUACUUUCUCGCUUGAAGUGACUCAUCCAUAUUUUUUACUGCUUAAUGUAGGGUUCGGUGUUUCUGAAAAAAAGGAGACCUCUGUCACUGGACUGGUUCCAGCGAUCCAAGAUACUCCUGGUGGGUUUUUAUAAUAUCAACUCUAAAUAAAAAAAUUUCUCACUGAAAAUGUUCUGCCUCAGAGGGAAUCUUCUGCCAAAUAUUAACCCAAUAUUCCAGAGGUUUGUCUAAUGAGGGAGGAAACAGUUUAAGCGGAUAAUAGAAAUGAUAACUUUUGUUGACGUAACAUUAAUGUCAAUUUUUUUUUACAAGGCUUUGAAUAUUUCUUUGUAAGAGACAUCCUCUUGGGCAAAGAUACAUAUUUACAGCAUAUGGAAGGGAAAUUAGUGCCUUUAUAGUGUCAUCUGUGUAAUUAAUUAAGGAAAUGGUGUCGAUUCAUUUGUGUUCCAACUUUAUGCCACGUGUAUAGAAUUUAGAAAUAUGACUAAUCUUUACCCAUUUCAGCAUACUAGAACUCUAGAAUUCUAUCGUUAUAUCUUCAAUUUUUCUCCGGUGGUUUUUGCUCACGUUAACAAAUUAAACUUUGCUUUCAGGUGAACAGGCCCUGGAAAAUGGCACAUCAGUGAGAAUCGUGCAUUUGAAUGAUAUAGCCUCUAAGAAGACAUCAUUGUAUGUACAUCAUAUAUCUAACUGACAGUGUCGCUUAAUAUUUUUAAAUGAAUGUGGUUCACAGUAUCGGAGAUUAGUGCAAUAUCAUGCUAUACUUGUGUUAUUGAUCUGUAAAUAUAUGAUCAGAGCAAAGUUUUGGUAUCUCCGAAUGUUUAGCAAUUCUUUUGGAAACGUCCUUCUUGAAAACCUUAUCAGAAAUACUUUAUUCAAUAUUUGGCUACAUUUUCAGAAUUCUUCUCUUGUAAUAUUGCCCUUGAAAUCGCAUUUGGACUCGUAUUAUUCAUUUAUACAAUUUUUUACCAACUGCAUGAUUUGGAUAGAAAGGUAUACUACAUUUCUGCACUCACCAAAAACUACUGGGAAGGAGUAGUUAUAUAGACCUUAUUUGAUCAUAUAUGCGAUCAUGAAAAUAGCAUUGCAUUAGUCAAACUGGGAUCUUGUUCUCUUUGAUUUUCGGAGGAUAAAACUAAUACCAUACUAUUUGUUGUUUUUUUUUCUCUGAUGGUUAGAUUUAAGGCUGCUCAAAAGAUUUCAACACAACUUGCGAGUUUUUGGAAAGACCUCAGGGAUCUCUUGGUUAAUAAGGUCUACGUCACAAAUGUUGUUGGUAAGUUUUUGACCAUCUUUUAUCUACGACUAGUUCCGUGACGUUUUUUUCCCCCUUGUUUUCUGAAGUUGAAUUGCACCAUCAUCUAACCAAAAAAGAAUUAGUGUUCAGUUUACAGAAGGUGAAUACCAAUCAAUGGCAUAUCUCACAACUCCUGUUACCUUCAAAGAGAACCAAUGAUAUAAGCAUUUGGAAAUAACUGCUUCAGUAAACAUGCAUUUACCUCUACUUGUUUAGAACUGUCCAUAGCUGCUGCCCAUUUUAUGAGAACAUUCCUGGAUGUGGUGAAUUUUCACUGGCUUAAUCGUACAGAGUUGAUUUUAUAAUUUCGUAUAAUUUCCAAUCUGUCUUUUUUUUUGUCGUCAUUGAGUUGUUGUGCUUCUGUGUACUGACACUUCUGCAACGUGGCUUUUCUCAGGUUAUAUAGCAUAUAAUUUUGUUGUAGGUGCUUACUCCUACUGGGGCCCAAAGGCUGGCUAUUCCAUUUACCAUAUGGUAUACCAUAGCUUUUGACGCUUUUGUUCAAUGUUUAAUUUUUCAUUAUACCCCAUGACAUUUUAUUCAAUAUGAAAAUGCAAUUGGUGGCCUGGACUACGCUUAUCUACCUAGCAUUGGAUCUUAUUUCUCUAGUGUGAUCUGAAUAUGCUUUAAAUUUAACUUUAUAUUUUUUAUUUUCCAAAAAACCUCCGAUUAUAUUUACUGGGUUGUUUUCUAUCCCUCAUUCACUUUUCAUUUCUGAUACGAGUUCACAUUUUUCCUUUUCUGCUCUAUUUGGAGGGUGAUGUGGGUAUGGUAUGUGAGGCUCAAGGAAACUUGACCUUUACAGGGUCUAGGUCCUUGAUAUCGGAAUUGUGUCAAAGCAAGAUCAUGUUGUGGGAAAUGAAGCUUACAAGCCUUAUGAGAGACCUGAUCUACGUAGUUUCUGUGUAUUAUUGUACUGAUGGAAUCAUGUUUACUUCAAUCUCCGGGAAUCUGGAAUAACUAGGGGAAGAUGAAAUACUCAACCCCACCUGUCGAACAAAUUCCAGCUGUCUGCUAGUUGCAAUUUAUCCAUUCCGAUUUUCUUUCACUUACCCCUCUAAUUUUCCCCGUCCAGAUCUGCCUUUGAUGUCUAUUGAAUGAAAUGUGCCUUUUAAAGCUAUUUCUGCUUUUUGUGGAAAAAUGUACACAAAAGUGAGUCCUUGAUAAAGCUCAUAGCAACCAUUUUUUUAAAAUUCUGACAAAAUUAUGAAACUAACAUCUUUAAAAGAAAUGAUUUAAGUGAUAUUUCUUGUCCUCUAUCAUUUGGAGAUAUAGUUUUUUGUGGUUGCAUGUUGUCUUCCCUUAUGUUGGCUCGCUCCCUCAUAUUACUUAGAUGACUCUUGUUUCGUUACCUUCUACAGGAAAAUGCAGAUUUGAUGUUUGGAGGGAUAACAAUAAUCUGUGGCAUCCUUGGAACAUUGGCUGGUGGUUUCAUCCUUGAUCUCAUUCAGUCUACGAUAUCCAAUGCUUUUAAGGUAGACAUGAUUUUACAUAAAUUAGUAUCACCCUUUUAUGAUUCUUGAUCACACAUAACAUCAAUUCACAAAAUUAAUUGCUUGUAAGUGCUUGCAUGGACUCUUUAUGUCAAAUUGCAGCUUCUCUCUGGAGCAACUUUUCUUGGGGCUGCAUUCUGUUUCGGGGCUUUUUGCUCAAAGAAUCUGUAUGGUUUCAUAGCACUCUUUUCCAUUGGAGAGUUGCUUAUUUUUGCGACACAGGUAUGGGCCAUUGCUCGUCAUUGAUCCAUAGUAUGAUCAUCUUGAAUGCAAACUCACUGUUUUAUGAUAGUUCUAAAUUUUUGUGUCCAGUCAUUGUCCAUGUUCUUGUUUUGACUAUCCAUUAGAUCCUUAAUUAUUGGAGCUACCUGUAGAAGGUGGAAAUCUCAAUACCAACCUGACGGCAGUCUAGGGUUUAUAUCCUAACACUAGAGGCAGCGUAAUGGGCCAUGUCAUGUUCAGCCUAUUGCCACUAAUUGACAGUCUAGUAGAUGGGUCGUGACAUAGGAAAGCCCAAUAAGGAUGACCCAUUACAUUUAACACCCUCCCUCAAGCUGGAGCAUAGAUAUCAUAUGCACCAAGCUUAGUACAAAUGGCCUCACCCGAGGAGCAUAUAGAGAUUUUGUGAAAAGAUUUGCAAGCUGGUCUUCAGAUGACAUGUUGACAGUAAUGAUGAGUUGAGCUUAAAGCUUCCCUUGAAUGAAAUGACAAUCAAUGUCAAUGCGUUUUGUGCUCUGGUGGAAGAUAUGAUUAGAUGCAAUGUGGAUAACAACUUGAUUAUCACAUCAAUCUUUCAAAAGUCCAGGAGGAAGAAGCUUGGGUUCCUCUAAGAAAUCCAAAUGAACUCACAUAUAGUAUGUGCCAUAGCCUUAGACUCCCUACUGCAUCAUGAGACCAUUAGUUGUUUCUAUUCUUCCAAGAAAUAAAAUUAUUGUCAAGUAAAAUACAAUAAUAGUCGUAGAUCUCCUGUUUGUAGUUUCCAACCUCACUUGCAUUAGAAAGCCCUAGAUGUUAAGAUGGCCACGGUUCUUGUACAAUAAUCCUUGGAUUGGGUUUUUUUCAAGUAUCACAUAAUCUAUGUAACGGCUGCGAGGUGCCCACUAUGAGGUUAAUCUAUGAACUGACUUGCAACUUUUGUAACAAAAUGAGAUAUUUGGCUAAGUGAUAAUCAAGUAGUGGAGUUUUCCAACAAGGUGUUGAUAUCUCCUUGGAUUGUCUAAUAAUUCUCCUUCUACAUGAGACAACUUUAAGUGGAGAUUCAUAAGAGUGGUAGUUGAUUUUGCUCCAGUCAUACUUGUUUCUGUAAGUAGAUCACAAUGGUAAAUUUCCAUUGAUUAAUCACAAUGGCUUUCUUAGAAUGGGCAACCUCCAUACCAAGAAAGAACAUGAGAUUGCUUAUAGAUCCUUUAUGACAAAUUGACCCUACAAAAAGGUAUUGAGUUGACAUGUAUGAACAAAAACACUCCUAAUAAUAACUAUGUCAUCAACACAUACAACUAAUAAGAUACACUUAACUAAAGAGUGUUGAUAAAAGACAAGGUGGUCAACACCACAUCUCUGAAGACCAAAUUCACUGAGUGUUGUUAAUCUAACUAAACCAUGCUUGAGAAGAUUGCUUCAAAUUGUAAAGGGGCUUCUACAAUCAGCAUAUCAUUUUAGAGCCUUUGUGUGCAUUGAAUCCUGGAGGUUGUGUCAUAUAUUUUUCUUCUUGAAGAGUGUUAUGAAGAAAUACAUUCUUUAUAUCAAGCUAAUAAAGGGGCAAAUAGAAGUAAUCUUGGCAACAUGUGAAAAAGUUACAGAAUAAGCUUCAAGUGAUCAACUAUACAAUCAGGUCCAACUUUAAUUAUAAAGACCCAUUUGUAGCCAACAACUGACUUUUCUAGAGGAUGUGGGACAAGCUCCUAAGUCUUGUUCUUUUCAAGCACACCCAUCUCCUCUAUCAUGACUACACAUCAUCUGAUAUGACUUAGUGCUUCUAAAAUAGUCUUGGGAGUAGGAUAAAGUAGAUGUAAAAGUUGAAUGUGUAGGAGAUAAGUGAUGAUAAGAUACAAUUAGAAAUUGGUUAUAUAAAAUGUUUCCCAUUUCAUAAGGUAAUAGGGAGGUCAAGAUCACCUGUCACGGAUGUGUUUGCUUUUGGUUCCUUAGACAUAGGAAGGAUUGGUUGUGAAGUAAAUGCUUCAAGAGGUGUUGAGGGAGCUUUUUACCAUGUGUACACAUGUGCUCUAGGAACCCAUUAGAACUAUCUAGAAAGACUAACUUAAUAAUGACUAUCAAAGGUAAUGACUCAUCUAGGACAUUAGUAGGUUGUGACAUAUUGAAGAAAAGAGUGCUCUCAAAGAAGGUAACAUCAAUAGAGAUAAAGUGUCUACAAAUUGAAGGUCAAUAAUAUGUAUCCUUUUUUAGUACAGAAGUAUCUCAAGAAAACACAUUUCACAAACUUGGGACCAAGUUUAUAUUGACAUGUAUCUAAAUGAUGGACAAAACAAGUACACCCAUAUAAUGAGCUAAUAAGAUGAAGAACUGAAUAAGAGGUCUUUUGAUUCAAAAUUGAUGAUGCCAUAUAAUUAAUUAAGUAGCUGGCUGUAAGAAACAUGUCACUCUAGAACUCAAGUGGAACAUUCAUAUGUAAAAGUAAUAUAUGAGUUGUCUCAAUGAUCUUUCCUCUUAAUUAUCCCGUUUUGCUGAGGAGUAUGAAGACAUGAUGAUUGAUGAAUGAUGCCCUAGGUGCUCAAAUAUUGUGUAAGAUGAACCAAAAUACUCUUGUGUAUUAUCAGAACGACGUAUUCAAAUAUUCUUGCCAAAUUGAUUCUUAAUUUCAACACAAAAUGAGCAAAAGAUGGUGAAAAACUCUUAUUGAUCUUUCAUGAGAUAGAACCAAGUGGAAUGAGAAUGAUCAAUAAGAGUAAUGAAGUAUUUAAAACCAAGUUUAGAAUUGACUAAAACCCCAUACAACAUAUUGAAGUAAACGAAAAAUAAUAUGCUAAGUAUUACUUGAGUCAAGAACCCAGUGGAGUGAUUCACUUGACGAGUAUGUAGAUGUGCGAGAAAGGCAUGUUGUAUAUGUCCUAGGUGUGUUAGAGGCAGUAAGCAACUUGAAAUUGGAGCAUGUGAGCCUACUCAUCAGAAAGUGGCAUGUGACAUAUGACUUGAUUCUCCUUGUUCUCCACCUCAAAUAACAUUGGCAAUCUUGUGAGGACAGUCAUGAAGUCCAUAACAUGUGUCCAUCAUGUGCUCCUUUUUUCUGCAUUAUGUGCACUCAUAUUUUUGGCGAUCUUCAUAUAUUCUACCUCCACUUCCCCCCCCCCUCUCCCAGAGCAACCACUAUGAGUACGCCCAUGAGAGGGUUAUUGAGUAGACACUAAUACUGUAAGCUGAUCUUAUUGUUUCUACAUUACUUGGAGAUUAAUAGAUAAUGGAAGUAAAGAGUGAAGAUCUUGAGUAAGAUGAACAAUCUCACAGAAGUACUAACUUAGGUCUAUUGCAUCUUAUUUCUGCUCAUAAUAUUCAAUAGUCGUAUCAAGGAGUUGAGAGAUGUUGUUAGAGUACGUCAGUACAAGAUGAUCCCACAUUGCCUUGCAUGUGUCCAAAUUAUUCACCAAUUGUGUAAUAUGAGUCUCCAUAGAAUUUCAUAAUGGAUUUAGGACUGCAUCUUGUUGUUCCUACUGUACAUGUAGAUUAAUAUCAGAUGGCACAUCUUUCUAUAGAUGGUUGAUCUUAUAUUGUUCCUUGAAAUAAAUUUUUAUUGAUCUCUACCAAUGAUAAUAACUCUUUCGAAUCAACUUGUGGUUUGUCACAAAGUGACUUUGUAUGAUAAUGGAAGAGUACUUAGAAGAGUGGGUUUUGGUCUUUCUAUCAUAUUGUAAAGUUUGAUUGUUGACCGUUGAAUAGUAAAAACCAUUGAUCGUUGACUAGCCAAAGUUGUUGAUCAUUGACUAGUAAAAAUCAUUGAUUGUUGACUAGCUAAAGCUAUUGUCCAUUGACCAGCAAAAGCCAAAGAUGCCCACAUAUGUCAAAUAUGUCAAACUACUGAAAGGGAUGGCAGCAGCAAUGGUAGCGGCAGCAAUGGCACUGGUGGCAGACAAAAAACACUAGAUAAAGCCGACACCGAACAGAGGCAGUGAUGGUGGUGGCAGAAGAUGUCAGGGAAGGAUGCCAAGGAGGCUAGUGGAGAACCAGUGGAGGAUCUUUGCUGAAUAGAUGCUCAGCGGAGGUGAAAGACUUGCCAAAAAGAUGUACGGCAGAGGUAAAAAACCUAGCUGGAAAGAUACUCGGCGUAGGUGAAAGAACUCACCAUAAAGAUGCACAAUAGAGGUAGAAAAUCUCACCAAAAAGAUACUUGGCGAGGCGGAAGAAUUCACUAGAAAGAAACUUAGUAGAGGCGGAAGACCUUGUCGAGAAGAAGUAUGAUGCUAAUAGCCCCAGCAGAUGACGGUGGAGUACGUUAGCAAUGGCAAUGUCAACCUGCAACGGCACCAAAGAAGGGUUUGUGUUGAGAAUUGAUCUUGAUUGAGAUUCUUGCAACUUGGAGAAUGAAAGUAGUUAAUCUUCACGAUCCUCCUCUUCCAGGAAGAUGAAUCAGUCACCACUUCUUGGAGCAGAGUUUCUGUAAUCCCAAAAUCUUUCAUCAAUUAUCUUGGUUUCCCGCUUAAGUACAGGUUACAUGGGUUAAUGGGCCAGGCCCAUUACAUUAGACUUUAAGUGGAUCUGUUAACAGUCUAAUGGAUCCACUUAACAUAAGGGAAUGACAGAGAAGGACGAAAAUACAGUGUAAAGAAACAACAGAUAGAAAGGAAAAACAAUCCUAGAGAGUUCAACAGUUUGAAACCCUAACAAAGCUCUUCUACCAUGUAGAAGGUGGAAAUCUCAAUGCCAAACUAAUGAUGGCAGUCUAGGGUUUAUAUCCUAACCCUAAAGGCAGCAGAAUGGGCCAUGACAUGUUUGGUCCAUUAGCCCUAGUUGGUGGUCCACUAGAUGGGCCAUAACAUAGGAAUGCCCAAUAGGAAUACCCAUUGCAUUUAACACUACCAAAGACAUAUUUGAUACUUCUGAGCAACAUGUUGCUUUGAUAUCAUCUGACCAUAAAAAAAAAGGGUUAACAAUAAGCAAUUUUUAGGGUAAUGCACAUCUAAAUGUGUUAGAUAAAAGAGCAAUGAAAGCCAUGGGUGAUUUCAAUCAGAAAUUUGUAACCCGGUCGGUGGUUGAUACUGAAUGGGAGAUGCAUAAAAGUUACUUUAUAUUCAUCUAAGCUACUGCAAGAGCACCAAUUGUUUGUAGACCUCUCUCUCUCUCUCUCUCUCUCCAAGGGUUUUGACAUUAUUUACUCUUUAUCAGGGUCCUGUGAAUUAUGUAUGUCUUCACUGUGUCAAGCCCAGCAUGAGACCGCUAUCUAUGGCUAUGUCUACUGUUUCCAUCCACAUAUUUGGUGAUGUGCCAUCUUCACCUCUAGUUGGAGUUCUACAGGUUUGUUUUAUAUUCCAGCUGUAUUUUCCUCUCGAUUUGAUGUUUUUAUUCCUUACAUGAACAAGAUACACUAUUGGUCAUUAAGUAUUCAACCUCCAUCACCUAGUUCGUGAUUAAUCAUGGAAUUCCCAGUGAAAAGUAAUCCAACAAGUUCUUACGCCAUGGAGGGUACUAUGAACGGUAUGAACAGCUCCUGUUGAAGCUGUUCAUGCUGUUCAUAGUUCUUAUCCCUCUAAAAUUAAUAUAGAACGCACUUUGAUUCAUGAGUAUUUUGACCACGUAAUGCUUGAUGUUUUUAUCCCUUACAGGAAUGAAAACACACUUUUAGUCGUUCAAUAUUCAAUCACCAUCAUCUAAUUCGUGACUAAUGACAGAAUUGCCAAUGAGAAGCAAUCAAUCGAAUACUUAAAUUUUUCUGCCCAUCAAGCCCAGAUAACCCAUAUGCCUGUUGGAGCUGUUCUUAUUGUUAACAUUAUGAAAUUGUUGUAGAUUAUGCCCAGAUGGAUGGGUGUUUGCCCACUUAGAUGUCAUCCUUCUCGCUGUUUCUCUUCUUUUGCAGGACCACGUUCACAACUGGAGGGAGACUUCCUUAAUAUUGACCUCUAUUCUGUUCAUAGCAUCUGGGAUAUGGUUUGUAGGUACAUCUCUUUGACUUCUCUCCCCACUGCCGCUUCCUAGUUAUUAGCUUACAACCCCAUUCCUGAAAUCUAAUAAAUAAAAUAAACAUUUCUGAAUGAGUUUGGAGAUCCGACUCAGUUCUUCUAGCCUCGGGUCUUAAGAAAACUUAAGAACACGCUACAAGAUGUUCUUGCUGACUGAGUCUAGCCAUCGCUGAGCUCCUCGGUGGUCUGGCUUGGAGCCCAUUUCCGGGCCUAUUUUUGGGUCUGGCCAGUGAAAAAGAAUGCUCAGAUCGGCCUGCAAGUCUCAUGAUUUUAUAUCAAAUUUUGUUAAAUUCAUAUUCCCCCCCCCCCUCUCCAUGUGAAAUUUGGUUGACCACUCCAAUGAAUCUCAUUAUUUUAUGAUUCUUCAUAGUUUAUCGAAACAGCAGUCAUUCAAUGAACCAGGACGGCAUUCAGUAUCAUCACACACAAGAGAGCAUAUACUUAUUUUUUAGCGAAACAUAUAUUUAUUUGGCAGGCAUAUUUCUCCGUAGCAUCGAUAGAUUCGACGAAGAGGCUGAAGAGGGUUCUCCCCCUGUUGAGAGGUCAAACCCACAGCCGGUGCUUGGCACAGACCCCGUGCAGCCUUCUGAGAGCACCUAA
Molecule: messenger RNA, 16024 nt
Organism: Spirodela intermedia
Lineage: Eukaryota; Viridiplantae; Streptophyta; Magnoliopsida; Alismatales; Araceae
Source: the annotation of a GenBank genome assembly